CCAAUUAACAAACAUAGAACGACUGUCAAGCCAUAGUGGCAAAGAGCAGAAAAAAUAAACUUUUUUUUUUUUGGCUGUUGUUUAGACAAAACUACCAACAGCGAGUGCCAGGGGUUGCAAAACUCCAUUAAAAUUUUUCAAAAAAAAAAAAAACUAUAACAAAAUUGUUAAGAAACUGAAAAAGUUAUAAUGGAAAGGAUUGCUCUUCAACCAUUUGGACCUCGCUAUGAACCCUUGAGCAAUGGAUCCGUAACGGAUAAGGUUUUACCCGAAAUGGCACAUUUGGUUGAUUCCUAUUGGAGUCAAUUCCCCGCCAUGGAUCCUAUGUGGAAUAAAAUUCUCGCAAUAUACCUUGUGGUCAUUGGUAUUCUGGCAUGGAUUGGAAAUGGUACAGUGCUCUAUAUCUUUGCUACAACCAAAUCACUGCGUACUCCAGCCAAUUUGCUGGUCAUCAAUUUAGCCUUAUCCGAUUUUGGCAUGAUGGUCCUCAAUACACCGAUAAUGGCCACAAAUUUAUAUUUUGAAACCUGGAUAUGGGGACCAUUCAUAUGUGAUGUCUAUGCUGGUUUGGGUUCGGCUUUCGGAUGCAGUUCCAUAUGGUCCAUGUGUAUGGUGGCAUUGGAUCGUUACAAUGUCAUUGUCAAGGGUAUGUCGGGUCAACCGAUGACCAUAAAAUUGGCCAUAUUUAAGAUCAUGUUUAUAUGGGGUAUGGGAAGCAUAUGGACUUUGGCGCCCUUGUUUGGUUGGAGUCGUUAUGUGCCUGAGGGCAAUUUGACCUCAUGUGGUAUUGAUUAUAUGAGUCACAACCCCAAUCCCAUGAGCUAUUUGAUAAUGUAUACCAUUUUUGUCUACAUAACACCGCUAUCUUUGAUCUGCUAUUCAUAUUGGUUCAUAAUUGCUGCUGUAUCAGCCCACGAGAGAGCCAUGCGAGAACAAGCCAAAAAAAUGAAUGUCAAAUCUUUGCGUUCCUCCGAUGAUGCUGAUAAAUCGGCAGAAGGCAAAUUGGCCAAGGUGGCUUUGGUAACCAUCUCCUUAUGGUUUAUGGCCUGGACCCCUUACACAGUCAUCAAUUGCAUUGGUCUCUUUGGUUAUGAGGGCUUAACUCCUUUGAAUACCGUAUGGGGAGCCUGUUUUGCCAAAUCGGCCACUGUCUACAAUCCCAUUGUGUAUGCCACCAGUCAUCCUAAAUAUCGCAUUGCUCUUAAGGAAAAAUGUCCUUGCUGUGUCUUUGGCAAUGUGGAUGAUGGCAAGUCGGGCUCUGCUGAAGGACAAUCACAGGCCAGUGAAACCGAGACUAAGGCCUAAAGAACCAAGUAACAUCCACCUAUAUGAA
This is a messenger RNA of Stomoxys calcitrans (stable fly), 1333 nucleotides long. RefSeq names its product opsin Rh1-like. Gene Ontology annotation, molecular function: G protein-coupled receptor activity. The transcript is spliced from 6 exons. Gene Ontology annotation, biological process: G protein-coupled receptor signaling pathway; phototransduction; visual perception. The coding region runs from base 190 to 1305 and encodes 371 amino acids. The record is from RefSeq and is a predicted model, not a curated record. Gene Ontology annotation, cellular component: membrane. NCBI's taxonomy places the organism in Eukaryota, Metazoa, Arthropoda, Insecta, Diptera, Muscidae.